This is a messenger RNA of Arabis nemorensis, 2445 nucleotides long. Lineage: Eukaryota; Viridiplantae; Streptophyta; Magnoliopsida; Brassicales; Brassicaceae. The record is from the annotation of a GenBank genome assembly.
AUGGUUCAGAAGCAAGAAGAAAUGAAUGAGUGUGGUGUUCUCAAUGGUGGCAAAGUGGGAACAUCUUCAGUGUCACCACCUCAAGAGAAAGGAAGGAAGAACAAGAGAAAAUUAGCCGAUCCUUCUCAACAAAUUGCUGCUUCUUUGACUGAAUUCCCUCGGUACGAGUUACAUUCAUUCACAUCUCAAAACCCUUUGAGUGUUAAUGACUCGAUCGGGCAGAUGAAAGCGGAAGAGUCUGAAUCCGUAGGAUGGGAUGAUCCGUUUGCCUGUUAUCUCGAAGAACUAUUAUCAUCGAAUUUGCUUACCCUUUUCCGUAGUGCGAUGAAUCAGAUUGUGGAUUGUGGGUAUAGUGAAGAUGUUGUUCUCAAAGCUAUUUCAGGUAGUAGGCUCUAUUGUGGAGGAAAUGAUCUCGUGUCAAACAUUGUCAAUGAUACCUUGAGCUUUUUGAAGAGUGGAAAAAAAGUUUCUGGUUUGAGAGACUAUGUGUUUGAGGAUUUACAACAGCUUGUUGCGUAUACGUUGGUAGAGAAGAUAAGUCUUGUUCGGGAAGUUAGGCCAUCGCUUUCAACAGUCGAGGCAAUGUGGAGGUUGUUGAUGUGUGACUUGAAUGUUUUGCAAGCGUUUGAGGUGGAAGGAGAUGGAUUGGAAGGCUCUUCAGGUUUCAAUCCGAAUAAAUCAUCGGAAUCUCCAGGUGUUGAGAACAAUCCUCCAAAAUCUAGUGUCUCAGAUAACCCGAAGCCCCCACUGUCCAAUGCUCAAAGCAAUCAGAGCGAGCCAGUCAAGAUUGGGAACUUCCCAAAUGUACCCAACUCCAAAAAUCCUCAUGCUAAUGGAGCAACACCAGGUAAAGAGGUAUUUUCUGUUACCACUGCUUCUGGUGAAGGCACUAAAACUACAUCCCUGACUUCUGUUUCUGAUGAAAAAUUAGUGUCUUGUCGGAAAGCGCGAACCAAGAAAGAAAUGGCCAUGCUCCGGCAGAAAUCAUGUGUGGAGAAGAUUAGAACUUAUAGCAAAGGCGGUGGCUACAAGACGGCAAAGUUUGCCUCAGUCAGCGGUUUCCUUGUCGAGAAAAGAGGCAAGUCACCUUCUGAUUUGGUGUCUGUACAGUCAAGAAAUUCUUCAUCAAAGAUAACAGCAGAGAUGAUGAAAGUUCCUUUAGCCGAGAGUAGCACUACUAGUAUUAAGUCAGAUUCGCCUGCAUUAGAUGUGAAGGGAUAUGUUACUGCAUUGCCUGCUAUUAAUGCUCCAGCACCAUUAGCUUCAGAAAAGAAGUCCAGUACUGAGUCUGAAGAAAAGGCUUCUGUGUCUACAAAGCCAGCACCAGAUUACUACGCUGCGAUUCCAUACGAUGCGUCUCUGGGGAUAUAUGUUCCCCGGAAUAAAAGAGAUGAAUUGAUAAUAAAGCUUGUUCCCCGAAUGAAAGAUCUGCAGAAUGAACUGCAGGUUUGGACCGACUGGGCUAAUCAGAAAGUAAAACAGGCAACUAGUAGACUUCUUAAGGACCAACCAGAGCUUAAGGCACUAAGGAAAGAGAAAGAAGAGGCAGAAGAAUUCAGAAAAGAGAAGCAGAUGUUGGAAGAAAACACUAUGAAAAGGCGGUCUGAAAUGGAGUUUGCCUUGAAUAACGCAACCAAGCAGCUUGAAAAAGCUAACAACACGGUUCGCAGGCUCGAGCUGGAACAAUCACUGUUAAAGAAAGAGAGGGAAGCUGCUAAUAUAAGAGCUUCCGAGUCUGCUGAGAGCUGUAGAGAAGCAAAGGAGAGAGUGCAAAGAUCGUUGAAGAAUACUCAGUCGUGGGAAGGGCAAAAGGUUUUGUUGCAGGAAGAGCUCAAGAGUCAAAGAGACAAGGUGGCAGAGCUGCAGCAAGAAGUUGCCAAGGCAAAAAAUCGCCAAAUCCAAAUUGAGGCUACUUGGAAACAAGAAAAGGCAGCGAACGGGAAACUCGCUGCUCAAGCGGCUGCGUUAAAGAAAGAGAGAGGGAAACUGGAAGAACUAGGAAAAUCAGAAGAAGAGCGGAUCAAAACAAAAGCAGAGAACGACGUGAAAUACUACAUCGAGAACAUCAAAAGACUCGAGAGCGAAAUCACAAAGCUGAAACUCAAAUCAGAUUGCUUGAAGAUAGCUGCAUUGAAGCAAGGCAUCGAUGGAAGCAAUGACGGUAACAAGAGAGGAAUGACUCAUACCACCACGACAAAGGCAAACCCGAUGGCAGCAGCAAACGUGUGGGAGAAUAAUAAUCACGGGACAGAGGCGAAAAUCAAAAGGGAGAGGGAAUGUGUGAUGUGUUUGUCUGAAGAGAUGAGUGUGAUAUUCUUGCCUUGUGCCCAUCAGGUUCUUUGCUCUAAAUGCAAUCAGCUUCAUGAGAAGGAAGCCAUGGAGGAUUGUCCAUCUUGUCGGGCCAAAAUCCAGAGGAGGAUUCAGGCUCGUUUCGCUCGCGGAUAA